Messenger RNA from Cordyceps militaris CM01, 1431 nucleotides. RefSeq names its product C-type cyclin (Fic1), putative. Bases 1 to 1431 code for a protein of 476 amino acids. The record is from RefSeq and is a predicted model, not a curated record. Gene Ontology annotation, cellular component: nucleus; mediator complex. Lineage: Eukaryota; Fungi; Ascomycota; Sordariomycetes; Hypocreales; Cordycipitaceae. The transcript has 6 exons. Gene Ontology annotation, biological process: positive regulation of transcription by RNA polymerase II. Gene Ontology annotation, molecular function: cyclin-dependent protein serine/threonine kinase regulator activity.
AUGGAGCCCCAGGCAGCGCUGGCUGCGCGCGUGACGCAGGCCCCAGCCGUAGUUAGCACCUCUAGUAGGUUUGCAAGUUUGGGGACCUUUUGGGCCGAUUAUGGUGCUGCUAGCGCCUGGAAGCAGACUCACAAGGGCUCCCUCCCCCGCACCUUGUCACGGAAGUCCAGCCCGUUCCUGGGGCGAUGCGAUAUGGCCCGUCACCUGGCCACAGGCUUGGCCGGGAGUGCUACCCGCAGGUCACACGGCAACAUGGAAGGCAACCUGGGUACCUUGCAAUUUGUUGCCCUGGAGAAUCGCUUUGUCCCAAUCAUCGGUGGCGUGUUCCUGGCGUACCGACAACAACGACAGAGCAAACGAGCGCCCAGCCAUGCGAUAGGGCGACAUCCUCGAUCACGACAGGCGCCUAUCGGCAGUGUCAUACAUUUCCAGCCGACCCCCAUGUCGGCCAACUACUGGGACUCGACGCAGCGGCGGUACUGGCUCUUCACCAAGGACCAAUUGAACACGAUGCGCACCAAGCUCGAGCAAGACAACAUUGACCUCGUGCGCAUGUUUCCCCUGUCCCAACCCAGGCACCUCGCCAUCUUCUUCAACCAGCAGCUCAUCCGCCUCGGCAAGCGCCUCACGAUCCGCCAGCAGGCCAUGGCCACGGCCCAGGUCUACCUCAAGCGCUUCUACUCACACGUCGAGAUCCGCCGCACGAACCCAUACCUCGUCAUCACCACGGCCAUCUACCUCGCCUGCAAGAUGGAGGAGUCGCCGCAGCAUAUCCGUCUUAUCGUGACGGAAGCGCGGCAGCUGUGGCAGGACUUUAUCGGCCUCGACACCUCGCGCAUCGGCGAGUGCGAGUUCUUCCUCAUCUCCGAGAUGAGCUCCCAGCUCAUCGUCCACCAGCCCUACCGCUCCCUCACCUCGCUCCGCAGUGAGCUGGCCCUCGUCGACGAGGACGUCCAGCUCGCCAAGUCGGUCAUCAACGAUCACUACAUGACCGACCUGCCGGUGCUGUUCCCCCCGCACAUCAUCGCCCUCGUCGCCGUCCUGCUCGCCCUCGUCCUGCGGCCCAAUUCGGUGACCCCCGGCCAGCAGGGCGCCGGUGCGGCCGCCGCGGCGGGACUAGCGGCCGCGCAGGCCGCGCUCAGCCACGCGCAGGGUGGCCUCUUUACACCAGCUGGUUCCAUGGCCGGGCUGCCACUGCCGUUGUCGUCGGCGGUCUCGGGACUCGAAGCACGCGAGAAGCAGCAGGAGGCGCGUAUCACGCGCGUUCAGCACUUUGCGGCGUGGCUGGCCGAGAGCACGGUCGACAUUUCAUCCAUGGUGGACGCCACGCAGGAAAUUAUCUCGUUUUACGAGUGCUAUGAAAAGUACAAUGAAAAGCUAACGAGGGAGCAAAUCAACCGAUUCGUCAAGGCGGGCAGCUUAGACCGAUAG